AUGGCGGUAGAAAGCUAUGUGGUGGUGCACAACAUAGCCAAGAGGCACAACGUCGGUACACUCGCCCGAAGCGCCACCGCCUUCGGCGUCUCUGAGCUCAUCCUGGUCGGCCGCAGAGAGUUCAACGCCUUCGGCAGCCAUGGCUCCACCUCGCACCUUCGCUUUCGCCACUUCCACUCCCUCCAAGACGCUCGUCUCUUUCUCAAGGAGAGAGAUUGUGAUAUUUGCGGCGUUGAGAUCACUGAUGAUGCUCUGCCUGUCAAUCACCACCCUUUUACCAAGAGCACCGCUUUUCUUCUUGGCAAUGAGGGAACAGGCCUUUCUGCCAAAGAAUUGGAGAUAUGUGACUUCUUUGUGUAUAUUCCACAGUAUGGAGGUGGUACCGCUUCCUUGAAUGUCACGGUGGCAGCUUCUAUUGUGUUGCAUCAGUUUGGAGUCUGGGCUGGCUUCUCUGAAAGAAGUCGUGAUGGGAACAAGUUUAUUGUGGCAGAGAAACCUGUAAAACAGACAAGACGAAGUUUUUGUGCAGAAACAGCAGAUUCCGUAAUUGAAGAGCGAAAAUGUAGAAAAGAACAUGCUUCUAAUGGUUUCUUUGAUGAGAGUGGAAAUGAGAAUUCAUCUUCUAACCUUCUAGAUGGAUUGUUUGCUGAUGUAAAAUUAUAA
Molecule: messenger RNA, 663 nt
Organism: Prunus armeniaca (apricot)
Lineage: Eukaryota; Viridiplantae; Streptophyta; Magnoliopsida; Rosales; Rosaceae
Source: the annotation of a GenBank genome assembly